CUGUCGUUUACAGAUAUAACAGCUACGCUACUGUAUUGUUUACAGUUGCUCCACUUCACAUGUAUAAACCGCGUCAAUAAGUAGCCUAAAUCAUUUACCAUAGUACGUGAGAACUUAAGCAAUGGAUGUUUCAACUCUAGAUGGCAAGCUACAAGAACUGAUUAAAGCUGCGGAUAAAGUUAAAGAAAAUGCUUAUUGUCCGUACAGUAAUUUCAGAGUUGGGGCCGCCGUGUUGUGUGCUGAUGGGUCUAUAUAUGCAGGAUGUAAUGUAGAGAAUGCAUCUUAUGGUGUCAGUGUGUGUGCGGAACGUAAUGCAGUAAUGAAAGCUGUAACAGAAGGGAAUAAAUCAUUCAAAGCAUUGGCAGUGUGUUGUGACGUGAAGGGAGAAUUUACAGGACCAUGUGGUAUAUGUAGACAAGUGUUGUCAGAGUUCAACAUGGACCUGGAGAUUUAUCUAACUAAACCAGACAUGACGUACCAGAAAGUAAUUUUCCGGGACCUAUAUCCAUUAUCGUUUACUCGACACAGUUUGGAGGAGGAGAAAAUCUAGAAAAUAUAUGUCUCAUACUUGAGAAUAAAGUGGUGCAUCUAUAUCCAUUGUGCAGCUAUAGGAAGAUUUGAAGAAAAUAA
This is a messenger RNA of Ruditapes philippinarum (Manila clam), 630 nucleotides long. RefSeq names its product cytidine deaminase-like. Gene Ontology annotation, cellular component: cytosol. The record is from RefSeq and is a predicted model, not a curated record. Bases 122 to 550 code for a protein of 142 amino acids. NCBI's taxonomy places the organism in Eukaryota, Metazoa, Mollusca, Bivalvia, Venerida, Veneridae. The transcript has 5 exons. Gene Ontology annotation, molecular function: cytidine deaminase activity; zinc ion binding.